AUGCCACACAAAGUCAACAACGACUCCAAUUCCACCCUCGCAAGCAGAGGUAGCGCCGGGGACCCCGUCGUUGCCACCGAAGUCCGAAGUGAGUCUCCAACCACUAUGACAGCCCAAGUCGAUCUCCAGAAUCAGGCUAAUACGCGCUCUCCAGCCGCCAAUCCCGCUCGAAAACCACCCGUCAUCGUCCACAAUCAGGGCGGCCAAAUCUACGACGAAACACGGCCGUCCGACUGGGACAAACAACGCUGGAAAUAA
Penicillium atrosanguineum is the source of this 258-nucleotide messenger RNA. Its product is annotated as 40S ribosomal protein S21. The record is from RefSeq and is a predicted model, not a curated record. Lineage: Eukaryota; Fungi; Ascomycota; Eurotiomycetes; Eurotiales; Aspergillaceae. The transcript has a single exon. Bases 1 to 258 code for a protein of 85 amino acids.